Molecule: messenger RNA, 3384 nt
Organism: Diachasma alloeum
Lineage: Eukaryota; Metazoa; Arthropoda; Insecta; Hymenoptera; Braconidae
Exons: 3
Coding region: 373-3021 (882 amino acids)
Source: RefSeq, a predicted model, not a curated record
CCUGCGUUGAGGCACGUUUUAUCGUCUUGGGGAAAAGCCGAACGCUGUACUCGUGUAUUUUCGUGUACACUAUACUCACGAAUGUACAAACAUCAACUGGUGAACUGCUAUAGUACGUUAGUAACUGUUAGUCACAGCACAUGGAAGAGUGACACGUCCCGGGCGCCUCCAGCCGUCCUCAAUCGCCCGAAAAAUCAGUGAGAAAGUUUUCCCCAAAAAAAUUCUCAACACCGGACGGAUUAAAAAAUGAGCACAGUCUGGAGCGCAUUAAAAAAAAUAUCACUCUCGAGGUCGCGGUCUGCCGACAGAAACACACGAGACUCAAAGGCCAUUUUAAAAUAAAAAGCCUCGGACAAGAGAGGCCGCGAUAACAUGGAAAAGUGGCGGACUAGAGGAAGGUGUCCCCUGAAGGCGGACGUGGACUUUCCAAAGAACCACAACAGGAAUGCGCGGCCCGCGUCCCCCGAGCGAAAGAAGGGGCGAAAGUGGUCGUUCGGAAAUUUCUUACGAAGAAAAUCGAAGGAUUCCCGAAUAACCGACACCUCGACGCAAACUCCUCCGUCAGUCGCCACCGCGAUCCCCUGCCCGCAGGAGACCCAAAAGAAUUCGGUAAUCGCGUUGAGCAGUGGUUCUCAAGACUCAGCGGAUGUCCGUGAAGUCGCGCGUCCGCCGAGUCCCCCGACACCAGAGCCCCCGGGUAAAAACGGUAGAAAGAACCGCUUGAAGCUCCGGAUCCAGGCGAAACGCGAAAAAUACAAAUCCGCGAGCAGCUCCGACGAGGAGUUCCCCUCGAACCUGUCCCUCCUCCGCAUCCACAGCGAGGACAGCCUCCACAGCUCGAAAUACGACUCCCUCAAUCAAAAGCGGACCCGCGGCGCGCGAACGGAGCGCUACAUGAAGCGAAUUCUGACAAACGACCAGAAUCCGCUGAAAAAUCAGCUGAAAUACCCCUCAGACAUCCUCCGGCCGUCCGGCUCCCCCGUCGUCCCCCACGCGCCCCAAAAAUCCCAGUCCUGCACGAACAGCCACUCCCCAUUCGGCAGUGACAGCUACCUCCCGCCUUACCCGCGAAUCAUCGAUACCAUGUGCCAUGAUUACAAAUACGAAUCAUCGAAUAACGUGACGCCACCUGCGCCGCCCCCGAGGGCCUUCAAACUAAGACUGUACCCCACAACGAUGCGGUACUCCCUCCAGCACUCGGACAUGGAGAAUACCCGCGACGUCAACAGCAAUUCUCUCGACCGAAAUGAAAACCCCGCCGUAAACCCGCGAAAUCGAUCUGCGUCACCCGGACAAGACGUCUGGUCCCGGCGGAUCGAGGAGCCGAUAGUUCCGGAGCUCCAGCCCCGCCAUGUUCUCUCGAAAAACGCGCGCAACAUGGCGGACGAGCGGAGGCGCCACUCGAAGAAUCUCGAGGAGGCGCUCGAGGAAUUGGAGACGAUCUACAACAGUCUCCGCUUGAGCGACGAGGACCUCCUCGACAGGGCGGAACAGCGGAGUAUGGAGGAGUACCGAGACAAGCUGGCGACGACAGCGGUUGACGGAUCAAUAAUUUCGGACACCUCGUCGUCCACGGAGAUAACGCGGGAAAUGGCGUGGCGCGACGCCGGUGACGCGGACUCCCGCCUAAAAGACGACAUGGCGUACAGGCGGAUGCACCAGACCGAGAGGCCGUCCUCGGUCGACAACUUCGGCUCGAUGUCGCGGAUGAGUUAUCUGGCGAGUUCGCCGUGUCUGUCUUGGCGGGAGACGGAGACACCGCGAAGUCGGCGGGGGACGCCAGACCUGACGCGCGACGACGUCGUCUUCCGGAGCAUAAGUCACUCGAACAAUACCCUGAGGAUAGCGGACCCCCAGCCGCCAUUCGGCAUUCCGCUGGGGCCGGUGACGGGGGCCGCCGAGAGUGACUACCUCCACGUGGUGCCCCAGAGGGACCCCCACAGGUCCCUCUACAUCCCGAAGAGGGAGCCAGACGUAGUGACGGACGAUCUGGCGUUCAGGAGUCUGAGGAAAGACGGCGGGCGGAGGUCCCAGUCGCCGGGGGGGACGAACUUUCUGCCGAAGACGGCGUUUGCACCGGAGGACGAGGGGAAGAGGGCGGUCAGGUCGCUGUCAGCUGACAUGUACGGGAUUAUUAACAAGGACAGCAAGCAGAGCUGUUGGUACAAGAAGUACGUGAAGCUGAAUCGUCCGCUGAGGGUCUCGGGGAUUCUGGAGGCCGGGGCGAGGCACGAUGUGGACAUCAACGGGAAUAAACCAAAGACGAAUUGCGAGGGGAAGGUGCAGGUGCACAUCCCCCGGGGGUCGGAGAAAGCGAGCAAUGGGGGGUUUGAGGAGCCGGGGAUUUGUGAGGGGAGCAAGGGUGACGAGGAGGCGUCGGAGUACAGGGAGUUGUGUCGAGAGCUGGAGAAUCUGAUCAAGAAGACGUCGGAGAAGGUGAAAAUGGGGGAUAGGGGCACCCCCAGAAGCUCGCUCACAGAGUUUGUGGAGUGGGAGAAGCUUCUGAGCGAGAGCAGAGCGUCGAAGGUCGAUGGGGGAGGGUCGGGGGGAUCGCCAGAACAUGAGGGUCUGGGGGCUGACGUACCCGAAGUCAUCGGGGAAAUGAUCGAUGACGACGCGGGUAAAGAGACUGAUUUACCAACGUGUGAGGAAGUGCCUCACGUUUCUGUGAGUGAAGCGGCUCAUUGUGAGCCGGGAGUGGGUAGUGUCGACCAGAAGUCGAGAGAUGGCAGCUCUGAGGGCGGAGCGAUGCAUGAGAAACCCGAAAAUACCGAGAAUUCGAAUGCAGGGGAAAUCAGUGGUGAUAAAAUUCAAGUAGCUUCCAAAGAUAAUAGAUUGAACAGUGAGGGGAUCGAUCUAGCAUCGAUGAUUGAAGGUAAUAAAUGCAAUGUCGAGUUGAACGGGCAUUUACUGAAAUCAAUAAUGAAUGUUUGCUUCGUUACUAACUGCUUGACAGCGUACACCAUCGCCUUAUGGUCCCUGUGUCUAACACUGCUAAUAGCAAUUAUAGUUGCACUGUGAAAUAAGACUGUUUGUAUUAUCAAUUCAUCAUUGUUGUUUCCUCUUUUAUCAGCAGACGAUGAAGGGAGGAUGAGAAUAUAGAGAUAGAUGAGCUCAUGCGUUUUGCCUGUGCAGUGUAUUUUUUUAUUGUUUUUAUUGUACUAUUUAUUUGUGAGAUUAUUCAUUGUUAUUGAAUUGUAAAUGUCAUGUCACAGGUCGGGAUACGGCUCUAUGAUGGGUGGCGUUGUUGAGCGACGCACGGUAUCAACGUUCAAUUUAUUUUUAACCAUUUUAGUUCUUGUUGAGAAUUCAAUUACGACGGACUGUUGGUAUCUAUUGUCAUUGUUUAAAAGGUUUUUAAUAAAUAUUUCAAUGCCAUGUUUA